UUGGAAUUUUCUUUAUGCGUCUCAAAUUAAAUAUCUUCCCAGAGAGAUGGAAAAAUAGCUUACCAAUAGAUAUUUUCAAUUUCCAUCCACCGUCCGGAGCAGAGGAGCCAGAGAGAACAAAAUGUCGCCGACUAUCCUUACUCCGACGACUCUUCCACCGUCGUCUACUAUAUGGCCAUGUACCACAACUCAAAAGCUGACAACCAUUAGAUCACCACUCAAGCUCAAGUGUAGAGCUACUUCUUCAUCAUCGUCUAUAACAGACCUCGAUCUCUACGAUCUCUUGGGUAUUGACCGGAGCUCCGAUAAGUCUCAGAUCAAAGCAGCCUAUCGUUCUCUGCAGAAACGAUGUCAUCCAGAUAUCGCAGGAGUCCCAGGCCACGAUAUGGCCAUAAUCCUCAACGAGGCUUACAAGCUUCUAUCUGAUCCGAUCUCUCGCCAAGCCUAUGAUAAGGAGCAAGCAAAAUUGGAAGAACUAAGAGGCUACACAGGAAAACCGAUCUACUCGGUUUGGUGUGGAUCAGAGACUGAGCAACGAGCUGUGUUUGUGGACGAGGUCAAGUGCGUUGGUUGCUUGAAGUGUGCGCUGAUUGCAGAGAGAACAUUUGCUAUCGAAACAGCUCACGGGAGAGCCAGAGUUGUCGCUCAAUGGGCUGAUCCUGAACCCAAAAUCAAAGAAGCCAUCGAAGCUUGUCCAAUAGACUGCAUUUCAAUGGUGGAGAGAUCUGACCUUGCGCCAUUGGAGUUCCUUAUGUCAAAACAACCUCGAGGUAAAGUGAGGAUCGGUGUUGGAAACACUGUUGGCGAGCGUGUCUCCAAUGUUUUUGUUGAUGUCAAGAAGUUCCAGGAAAGAUACGCAGAAGCCAUGAGUAGAACCACAAGAGAGAGCUCUCAGGAGAGGGACUUGCAGAGUGAAGUAAGAAUGAGAGCAGUAGAGGCAAUUAGGUCUAUUUCCAGUUGGCUAUACUGGAGAUCAUCACCAUACUCAAAACCGUUGAGUUCAGAUUCAAACAUGAGCCUCACUUUUACCAAACGAAAAAAAUCGGCUGAUCCUGAUAUCAGAAAGCUUCAAGAUGCUGUGGCAGCAAUGAAAGAAGCAGAACAGAGAGGGAAAACCAAAGAAAAACGACCAGCUUCCCUUGUCAGAGAAGAUUAUUGGAUUCCAUCAAACCAAGCACUUCCCUCAUCCGAAAACAAUAGCAGUUCCAAGACUACCUCGAUUCCGCAAGUGACUCAUAAGAAAUCUCCAUUAGAAGAGAAUUCUACUACUAGAAGAGAAUUUAGAAGAGAGAAGUUCAGGAUAAAGAAAUUUCCAAUUGGAACAGCCACAGUAGCAGUGUUCCUGGUUCAGUUCCAAGCCAGCUACAGAGCAACUGAGCUCAGUGACCAUAUCGGUGGCUCUCUGGCGUUAUCCAUAGUUAACAGCCCAUGGCAGCAGAUUUUAUUAGCCGGGAUAACCUGGUACUUCAUUGGUGCAAUGCUACUCCAACUUGUGGAAGCUAUCCAAUCCAAGCAAGAAGAUAAAGAAACAUAGGCUCGUUAGAUAAAUAUAUAUAUAUGUACAGCAAAUCCUUUUUUAGCGCAGGUACUUGUUUACCUGCAUGUUAAACAUAUGUAACAACGAAGAUUAUACUAUACAACAAACAAAUGCUUAUACU
Eutrema salsugineum is the source of this 1658-nucleotide messenger RNA. Its product is annotated as chaperone protein dnaJ C76, chloroplastic. The transcript has 4 exons. Bases 122 to 1534 code for a protein of 470 amino acids. NCBI's taxonomy places the organism in Eukaryota, Viridiplantae, Streptophyta, Magnoliopsida, Brassicales, Brassicaceae. The record is from RefSeq and is a predicted model, not a curated record.